CUUUCAUGUAUGCCUUUGUCGUUAUCAAAUUAAUUAUCUACCUACUCUUUAUUUUCCACCACAAAUUAAUAAGGUCAAUGGUAAUUUUCAGUAUCAAAUCAAUUGAAUUUGGUUUAACUUUCGUUUCUCUUUAUCAUCUUCACAUUUCUUCUCUUUCAAUCAUUCAGAAAUACUUUCACUCACAAACCUAUCUGAAACCAAAUCCUUUGAUUCCUUCGGUUUGCGCCUUACUUGCCCUGUCACAAACCUCUCCGAAACUAGUUCCCCUGAUUUCUUCAGUUCGCACCCUGGUUGCCCUGUUGCCUUCUCUGUUUAACGUUCUUUAUUUCAGAAUCUUUUUGCCCUAUUUCUGGUUCUUUAUUUUUUUUUCUGUUUCAAUAUUUCUGAUUUCUUCAACCGAAAAAUUAAAAAAAAAACACUUUUUGCUUUCAGUUAUUUCUCGAUUACUAGAAAGAAUUAUCAUUUCUCGUAUCUAUUGUUAAGUAUUUUCAUUUGCUUUACUUCUCUUCUGUUUUUGAUUUCUUCGGUUUGCUCCUUACUAGCCCUGUUACUAUCUCUCUUUUACUUUCUUUAUUUCAGCUUUCUUUUUGCCCAAUUUCUGGUUUUUUUUUUUUUGAAAAAAAGAAUAUCUGUUUCAAUAUUAUUUCUGAUUUCUUCCAAAAAGAAAAUUCUUCUUGCAUUUGGUUAUUUCUCAAUUACCAGAAAAAAAUCCGUUUCUCUAAUUUAUUUUUAAUUUCGGCAGUUGUAUUUUAAUUAUUUUAAUUUUCUUUACUUCUGUUUUUCAAACCUGAAAAAAGUUUAAAAAAUGGUUGAGGUUGCCGGGAGUGUUGGGGGUGUGCUGAGUCCUGUCCUUCAAGUUGCCCAGUGGUUGGCUGCUCCGAUUUGGCGUCCAUUUAAGUACUUGUACAACUACACUACCAAUUUCAACAAUCUGGAAACGGAAGUUGAUAAGUUGAAGAGUACAAGAGAAGAAGUUGAGCGUAAGAUUAUUGCUGCUGAAAGAAAUGUGGAAGUGAUCUGCCAAAAUGUUAAGAAGUGGCAGGACAGUGCGCAGGAGAUGAUUGAUAAAGCAGAGCAGUUGAUUCAAGAGAAAGAACAGUUCAUUCAAGAGAAAGCAAACAACCGGCGUUGUUUCAAGGGAUUGUGCUCCAGUUUCAUCAUCCACUACAAACAAAGCAGGAAAGCUUUUAAAUUGAAGCAGGAUGAUAUUGAUCCACUCCUCCAGCAAGGAGAAAAAUUGGGUCCAAUUUCCUAUCAAACUAAUCCACCGGAUCUCCGGCUUAGACCUAAUGAAGAUUAUUUGGCUUUUGAAUCAAGAAACUCCGUGGUAAAGAAUGUAUGGGAUGCUUUAAAUGAUGAGAAUGUGUACAUGAUUGGUGUUUAUGGGAUGGGUGGUCUUGGGAAGACCACGCUUGUAGAGGAACUUGGUAGGAACGCCGAGAAGGAUAAGCUCUUUGAGGACAUUGUUUUUGUUGAGGUUUCAGAGUCUCCUGAUGUUAAGAAGAUUCAGACAACAAUUGCAAAGAAAUUGGGUUUAAAAUUCGAAAACGAAAACAAAAGUGAAAUGGCAAAUAAGAUAUAUUCAAGAAUGAAGGACAAGAAUAUCCUUCUAAUUCUAGAUAAUAUUUGGGAUUCUCUAGAACUUGAUAAGACGGUAGGAAUUCCUCGUAGAGUUGAUCGUGGAAGAAAUAAACUUUUGUUUACAACAAGAAACUUAGAUGUGUUGAAAAGGAUGGAUUCCACAAAUAAUUUCGAGAUGGGCAUUUUAAAUGAAGAAAAAGCUUGGACCCUAUUCACCGAAAUGGCAGGAAGUAUUAUCCAAACAUGUGAAUUGGAUUCUCUAGCAAAAGAUGUAUGCAAGGAAUGCAAAGGAUUACCUAUUGUUAUUUGUACAAUAGCUAAAGCAUUAAAAUACAAGAGUCCACCUCAUUGGAAGUGUGCAUGGCAAGAAUUGAAAGCACCUUCUCCAAGAAAGUAUACAAGAUACCUAGAAAAGGAUUACGCAAAGAUCGCCUUAAGUUACAAUUAUUUAAGCGAUGAUGAACUUAAGAAGACGUUUUUAAUUUCUAGUCUAAUGGAAAAUAAUACUUCCAUUUCAGACUUGUUCAGACAUGUUGUGUGUUUGGAUGUAUUUGAUGGAGCUAAUUUGACAAUGGAAGAAGCACGAGAUAAACUAGAUACAUUGGUUUGUGACCUCAAAGAUGCUUGUUUAUUGCUUGACGGGUUCGAAAGUGGCCAAUUUGCUAUGCAUGAUGUUGUUCGUGCUGUUGCCACAACAAUUGCAUAUGUGGAUCACCAUGUGUUUACAGCAAAAAAUGAUGUUGAACGGGAUUGGAAGGACAGAGACAAACUCAACAAAUGCACGAAGAUCUUUUUACCUGAUAAAAGUACUAUUAUUAGUCAACUUUGGCCUAACGAUUUGGAUUGUCCAAAUCUUGAAUAUUUCUAUAUGACUAAUACGUGGGACUCUUCUUUCAAAAUCCCGGAGGACUUUUUCAGGGUGAUGCCAAAGCUUAAAGUAUUCACUGUGGAUGGACUGUGGCAAUCAUCAUUGCCAUCAUCGAUCGAUCAUUUGAAAAACCUUCUAACAUUGUGUUUAGAUAAUAGCGAAGUUCAAGAUUUUGCUAUUAUUGGAAAUCUAAAGACAUUAAAAGUUCUUAGCUUGCGAGAAUCAUAUAUUGAGCAGUUUCCUACAGAAUUGGGUCAAUUGACUCAACUAAGGUUGUUAGAUUUAAGUUGUUGUGAGAGAUUGGAAGUAAUUGCUCCAAAUAUGAUAUCACAGUUAACCAACUUGGAAGAAUUUUAUAUAAAGGGAUGUCCUAUUAAAUGGAAGGAUGGUGUACUCAACGAAUUGAAGCUCUUGUCCAACCUCACCAGUUUAGAAUUGGAUAUUGAAGAUAACAAUGUGUUGCCUAAAACUUUCAUUUCCAAAGAGCUUAAAAGGUACAAAAUAACAAUAGGAGAUAAGUAUUACAAAGAUCCAGGAAGUAAAUACCUAAGGAUUUUGGAAUUUGCUUAUAAUUCUAGCAUCUCCCUAAAAGAAUUAUGUGAAGUCAAGAAUGUUGAAGUCUUACAGAUGGUCAAAUCUUCAGGAGAUGAGGAGGAUCUUGAUGAAAAGCAAAUACUGCCAUUCUUUAAUGAGAAGGUUUGAUUAACGAUAAUCCAUAGUACUUCUCUUUUCAAGUGAUUAAAAUUUUUAGUUAAAUUUCACUAUUAAGUGUUUCUCUUCAAUUUCUACACUCUAUAAUUUCUUUCAAAUUGAUUUCAUGAUUUCAUGCUUGAUUUCAUAGUUGAUAUUAUUAGAGACAAAAAAUAAAACACAUUGUUAAUAUUAAUAGCAUGUCAUCUAUAAAUCUAUGAGAACUAGUUAUUAUUUUUAAAAUUUCUCAUGUGAGUUAGUAUAUGUGAAAACAACAAUUAAUUUUGACUGGAAAUUAUUUUCACCAAUUUGAUGGCCUUAAAAUUGGUCAAUAUUAGUUUUGGAAAGAUUUGGAAGAGUUAACUUUUAACUUCUUCUUAUAAAAAAUUGACAAAGUUGUUUUGAAAGGAUACGUUAAAAUAAAUUAUGUGUUCCCAUUUUUCAUAGCCAAAAGCCUCCAAUACCUUAAGAUAGAGAAUUGUAAGAUUUUAAAGAAGAUUGUUGAGGAAGAAGAGUAGAAGUGGUUAAUUGUUUCUUUCCAAAGUUAAUUAAAUGAAACUUAAAUAUUUACCAAAACUUAAAGUUUUCUAUCUAGGGGUACAUGCUUUAGAAUUGCUAAUAUCGGUAAGGUUGAAGAUAGUAAGUUAUCCAAACUUCUCAUCAAGAUAUCAAGGCUUCUAAGAUAAUAACGGGAAAGAUGAAAUUCAAGUUUUAGAAUCAAUAUCAUUUGCUUGGAGCAUAAGGUAUCAAUCUCAUGCUUAUUUUGUUAUUGAAAAAAGUAAAAAUAAGAACUUACUUAGGCGCACUCACACAUACAUACACACACACACACAUAUAUAGAUUUCAAUAUUACUUGAGUUUUGUAUUAGAAAUUAAAUUGAAUGUUAAUAAUUUGUUGUAAAGAUAUAGUAAAAUAAUUAAUGGAGGGAUAUUUUUUUAGACCAAGUGUUCCAUCUUACUUUUGUGGGCUGAUAUUGUCUCUAAGGCUUGGCUUGUACUAGUUUUAUCUCUCAAAUUGGAUGUUCAUAAGAGUAUGAAUUUUGGUCCAACACAUAUAUUUGAUAAGUAUGUAGGCUUAUUAAGCUGAAAUUGAUAAGUAAAGCCCCCCAUGCUUUUGUUUUUAAUCUAAUUUUGAUUAUGAAUAAUUCCUUACUCAGUAGUUGCUAAUGUCAUUUUUAAACUACUAACUUAUAUUCCUAUUUGGGUAAUUUGAAUUAAGAGUGUCUUAAUGUUAGCAU
Mangifera indica (mango) is the source of this 4377-nucleotide messenger RNA. Its product is annotated as probable disease resistance protein At4g27220. NCBI's taxonomy places the organism in Eukaryota, Viridiplantae, Streptophyta, Magnoliopsida, Sapindales, Anacardiaceae. The transcript is spliced from 3 exons. Gene Ontology annotation, molecular function: ADP binding. Bases 806 to 3151 code for a protein of 781 amino acids. The record is from RefSeq and is a predicted model, not a curated record.